This is a messenger RNA of Nerophis lumbriciformis (worm pipefish), 633 nucleotides long. The record is from RefSeq and is a predicted model, not a curated record. Lineage: Eukaryota; Metazoa; Chordata; Actinopteri; Syngnathiformes; Syngnathidae.
AUGGACAACAGUAAACGGACUGUGGUCGUCACAGGUUUUGGGCCUUUCGGAGAGCACACAGUCAAUGCCAGCUGGGUUGCAGUACAGGAGUUGAAGAAGCUUGGACUCGGCACUGAAGUUGACUUGGAAGUGUAUGAGGUUCCUGUAGAGUACCAGACAGUGCAGAGUUUAGUACCCUCACUGUGGAAGAAGUAUCAUCCAAUGCUGGUUGUUCAUGUCGGGGUAUCAGGGAUGGCCACCACUGUCACUUUAGAGAAGUGUGGAAGAAAUCAUGGCUACAAGGGCCUGGACAACAGUAGUUUCUGUCCUGAUUCGCAGUGUUGCGUUGUGGGAGGGCCAGACUGUAUUGACUCCGUUAUUGACAUGGAAACGGUCUGCAAAAGGGUAACUGCCUCUGGACUGGGAGUUGCUGUGUCUGUUUCCAAAGACGCUGGAAGGUAUCUGUGUGACUUUACCUAUUACACAUCCCUGUACAUGAGCCAUGGCCGCUCAGCGUUCAUUCACGUGCCUCCUCUUGGGAAGCCGUACAGCGGUGAAGACCUGGGCCGUGCGCUGCAAGCCAUUGUCCAGGAGAUGCUGGAACUUAUUGGUAACGCCAAGGAGAAGAUUCACUGCCAGCAGCACUUCCACUAA